AUGGUCCGUGAGGAGACGUCAUUCCCUCGAUUGGGAGGAGAUGGGGUUGCGAGGGUGGAUGGCGACGGAGUGGACUGCCAGGACAAGGAGAAGGUGAUGGGGGAGUACUGCCUCUGGUCCCCGCCGGAGUCCCGCAACUACCAAGGGAGCGUGGCGUCGUGCGAGACGCUGCCGGGGGGGAACCUGGGGACGGUGGACACGGGGAACCCGAAGGAGGUCCAGUUCCUGUCGAGGGAGUUCCCGGAGACGAAGGGGCUGUUCGAGACGCACCCGGACGUGCAGACGGUGUUCCACCCCUUCCGGGGGAUAGAGGUGAAGGAGCUGCGGCAGAACAAGGAGCUGAAGGCGCAUGCGCUCAGGGUGAUGGGGUUCGUGCAAAAAGUCGUGGCCCGCUUGGACGACGACGAUCAGCUGGACCAGCUCCUCGCGGAGAUCGGGAGGAACCACCAGAGGUACGGGGCUUCCAGACGUCACGUGGAGGUGAGGGGCUUCGGUUGCCGAUGGGAUGCGAGGCGUUUAGAAGUCUCCUUCGCUCCGAAGCCUUUGAUCGAUCGAGCGCGAGGGAAUAUCGACGGCCGAUAUUCCCGAGAGCAAACCCUGGUGGGCCCCGAGUUCAUAACGAGCAUCGAGCCGGUGCUGGGAGAUGAGUGGCGACCCGAAGUGGCCGAAGCCUGGACACACCUCUUCCGACACAUCUCCGGGUCCAUGCAGAAGGCCAUGCUCGAGACCAAGGUUCACGGGAGCUGUCGCAAGAGGUGA
Messenger RNA from Darwinula stevensoni, 759 nucleotides. The record is from the annotation of a GenBank genome assembly. Lineage: Eukaryota; Metazoa; Arthropoda; Ostracoda; Podocopida; Darwinulidae.